CCACUUGUCAACUCAGGGCAGGCAUUCUCCAGAAAAUACAAGAUCACACCAGAAAAGCGGGUUUCGCUUCAUCGUUCUCUUCCCCCGUCCUCCAUCUACGAAAUGGUUUUGUCCAGCGUUCUUGGCUUCCCUCGCAUUGGUGCGAACCGCGAAAUCAAAAAAGCCGUCGAGGCCUACUGGGCCGGUAAGGCCUCUGUGGAAGAUCUUACAAAGGCUGCUGCCGAUGUCAGAAAGGCCAGUUGGACAAACUUGAAGAAUAGAAAUGUCGAUUUGAUCCCUAGCGGUGAAUUUUCGCUGUAUGAUCACGUCCUCGAUCAUUCCGCAGCAUUCAAUGCCAUCCCCAAGCGAUACACUGGACUUGGUUUGUCCCCUCUGGAUGUUUAUUUUGCUAUGGGCCGUGGUCGUCAGGCAGCCGGCGUUGACGUCCCCGCUUGCGAAAUGAAAAAAUGGUUUGAUUCCAACUAUCACUACGUUGUCCCUGAACUUUCCGAGCAAACCGAUUUCAAAUUGCUCUACAACAAAGCUCUCCAAGAGUACAACGAGGCGAAGGGUCUGGGUAUCAACACCCGUCCUGUUAUUCUAGGACCUAUUUCAUACCUUGUUCUCGGGAAGGCUGCCAAGGAAGCUCCUGCCGACUUCCAGCCCAUUUCGCUCCUGCCGAGGCUUCUCCCUGUGUACAAGCAGUUGUUGUCGGAGCUCAAGGCAGCGGGCGUGGACUCAGUUCAGGUUGAUGAACCCAUACUAGUGCUUGACAAGGCUGCUGGAUUGGACAAACAAUACGCAUCUGCUUUCGCUGAGCUUUCCCCUGUUUCACCCAAGAUAGUCUUGACCACCUACUUUGCCCGUCUUGAUUCCAACAUCAACUUUAUCGCCAAGCUUCCCGUAGCUGGCCUUCACAUCGAUCUGGUUCGUGCUCCAGGUCAACUCGAUGAUGUUCUUGUGGCCAUCAAACCUACAAGCAUUGUUCUCUCACUUGGUGUUGUUUCUGGUCGCAACAUCUGGAAAUGCGACUUCGCCACAGCCCUCAAGCAGGGUCAGAAAGCUGUCGCCGCUCUCGGCGAGGACCGUGUCAUAGUUGCCACGUCUUCUUCGCUUCUGCAUACUCCAGUUACCCUGGCUUCGGAGAAGAAGUUAACACGGGAGCAGAAGGAUUGGUUCUCUUUCGCCCUGGAAAAGGCUACUGAGGUUGCUACUAUUGCUGCCUUAUUAUCUGGCUCUCAAGACCCGAAGAUCGCCGCAGCGUAUGAGGCAAAUAUAGCUUCCAUUUCCAAACGCCGGGAGUUCGAGCAUACGUCAGAUGAUGCCGUCCGUAAGCGCGUGGCUUCUAUUACAUCCGAUAUGUACCACCGGAAGAGUCCAUUCGUCGUUCGCAAGGAGAUACAAGACAAGCACCUCAAUUUACCCAAGUUCCCUACGACAACUAUUGGUUCUUUCCCUCAAACGAAGGAGAUCCGCAAUGCCCGUGCUAAACUCGGCAAGGGCGAAAUUACCGAGGUUGAAUACGAGGAAUUCAUCAAGAAGGAGAUCGAGGAAGUGGUCCGUUUCCAGGAGAAAAUCGGUCUUGACAUUCUUGUGCAUGGCGAACCAGAACGGAAUGACAUGGUACAGUACUUCGGUGAGCAGUUGAAUGGCUUCGUCUUCACCCAGAAUGCCUGGGUGCAAUCAUACGGGUCUCGAUACGUCCGCCCCCCCAUUAUCGUCUCAGAUGUUAGCCGCUCCGCCCCAAUGACCGUCAAGUGGAGUAGCUAUGCCCAAAGUCUCACGAAUAACCGAAUGAAGGGUAUGCUUACUGGUCCUGUCACCAUUCUUAACUGGUCGUUCCCCCGCGAUGACGUCUCGCGCAAGUUGCAAUCCCAGCAACUAGCCCUCUCCCUCCGCGAUGAGGUCAUCGAUCUCGAGAAAGCUGGUAUUAGUGUCAUCCAAGUCGAUGAACCUGCCAUUCGAGAAGGCUUGCCGCUUCGUCGUGCCGACUGGGACGAAUACUUGGAAUGGGCUGUCGACACAUUCAAACUUGCAACCGCUGGUGUCACGGAUGCCACUCAGACGCACUCUCACUUCUGCUACUCGGACUUCGAUGAUAUCUUCCCAUCCAUUCAACGCCUUGAUGCCGAUGUUAUUUCCAUCGAGUUUUCGAAGAGUGACAUGAAGCUGCUGCACACAUUCCAACACUUUGGCUACUCUAACCAGAUCGGUCCUGGUGUUUAUGACAUCCACUCUCCUCGUGUUCCUAGCGAAGAAGAGAUUAAGGAGCGACUUAAGGCCUCCCUGGCCAUUAUCCCUGCUGACUUGAUGUUUGUAAACCCUGAUUGUGGUCUGAAGACUCGUGGGUGGAAGGAAACCGAAGCUUCCCUCGCGAACAUGGUCGCCGCGGCUCGCUGGGCCCGCCACAGCGCAUGAUUCCUUUUUCUUGCGCUUCAACAGCGCCCAAAGAGCAAUAUUUAUCCAAGACUUCUACAAGAAGGUACCACUUGACCUUGGGUUGUUGUCGCGAUUACAUCGUGUCCGGCCCGAUGACACAUCAUCGUGCGGACGACUUUUACGGAGAUUCUGCAUUGUGGGCUCGGCAGGAGUCAUGGCAGUAGAAACUUUCCGCACUUAGUAGUUGGAUUUCAACAAUCCUAGAUUGUAUUGCAUCGUCCAACAUCGUUCUUCAAUGAAACCACGUGCACGUCAUUCCUUAUCUAC
Molecule: messenger RNA, 2685 nt
Organism: Pisolithus orientalis
Lineage: Eukaryota; Fungi; Basidiomycota; Agaricomycetes; Boletales; Pisolithaceae
Product: cobalamin-independent synthase
Exons: 9
Coding region: 103-2397 (764 amino acids)
Molecular function (GO): zinc ion binding; 5-methyltetrahydropteroyltriglutamate-homocysteine S-methyltransferase activity
Source: RefSeq, a predicted model, not a curated record